AUGUCCGAUAUAAUUGGAAAAACUGUCGAAUGUAAAAGUGGUAAACAUUGUGAGUUUGUCUGGAAUUUUGUCUGAAAAUUCAAUAUUUCUUUUAUUUUAUUGCAGAUACCGUGCUGGAAUGUUUGAACGAGGGAGUUUUUGGCAAGAUUUACAAGGUUAUCGAUAGGAAUUAUGUGAGUUUGGUAUCAAAAUGAUGAGGAGAGAAAUGCGCAUCUUUUGAAUGUAAAAAAAAAUCUUGGAAGUUUUCCAGUCGAGUUUGGUUUCAAAAGAAUGAGCUCAGCGAGCCGCAGCUGUAGAUCACAAAAUCAAGUUUUUUUGCAGAACGAAAGUAUGGCGAUGAAAGUUUUUCUGAAUACGCAUCCGAGUGCAAUGGAAAAGAGUUGGCAGCUGGAAACCGAUGCACUGAAAUGUGUUCAAAGCACGGCCGAUGAGAUGUGAGUGGCAAAAUUGGAAGAUUUUCAUUGAAGAUACCUUGUUAACAUGAGCAAUGGCUCAAAAUCAGCACAAAUAUCUGAAAUUUUGAUGAAGUUUCGAGAAAAACAUGAUUUUCAGCUAAAAAUCAUAGAAAAUUUGAUUUUUAACCUAAACUCGAUCAGAUUCCGGUGUUUUGCAUUAAAAACCCCAUAGAAUUUACUCUAACAUGAGCAAUGGCUCAAAAUUUAUAUAAAAACAUGAUUUUCAGCUCAAAAUUCACAAUUUUCCUCCCAAAUUCAUAGAAAAUUUGAUUAACCUGAUCAAUCUUGCAGGAACAUUGUGAAAAUGACGGAUUAUGGAUCGAUAAGAGACGAAAAUCUUCCGCGAAAAAUGUCGAAUCGAUAUAUUGUGAUGAAUUUGUUGGGAAAAUCGUUGUAUCAAACAUUGAAUCCGAAAAAUGAGCAGCAAAUUGAGACUUUGGCGUUUGAAAGUGAGCGAUUUCGAAAAUUUGGUUGAAAAUUCGUGAUUUUCAAGUUAUUUUUUUUCUGAAAACCAUGAAUUCCAGCUCAUUUUUCAUCAAAAAUUAUGAUUUUCACUUGAAAAUCCCCAGAAAUCCUCAAAAUUCUUCUUGCAGAUUCCGAUAUUGUCGAAAUUGGUUAUCAAAUUGCUGUUGCAAUGAAGCAUCUUCAAUCCCUGAAUAUUUUACAUUUGGAUUUGAAACCGGAGAAUGUUUGUUUUGUCAAAGUUAAUAAUCAGGUAAUUUUUCACCAUUUGCUCAGGUUAAUCAAAUUUUCAAACAAAUUUGGCUGAAAAUUAUGAAUUUUGAGCUAAAAAUCAUUUUUCUAUUGAAAAAAACAGAUUUUCUAUAAUUUUCAGAUGAAAAUUAUUUAUUUUCAGCCAAAUUUCACAUUUUUCAAGCCAUUGCUCAUCUUAGCAAAUAUUCAAAAGCUCAAAUUUCACGGAAUCCAGCUUUUUUUCCAACUGAAAUCAAUCUAAUAUGAGCAAUGACUGAUUUUUUGAAAAUCUAUUUUUUCUGGAAAUGUCACUGACAUGAGAAAUAGCUGAAAUUCAUCUGAAAAUAAAUCUAAUAUGAGCAAUGGUCUUGAACUUCAAAAAAGCCUGAAAAUAAGUAUUGAUUUUUUUCUAGAUCAAAUCCAAAAGAUUAUUCGAUGGUCGCUUAUUAUUAUCAAUGGAAAAUACACAAAUCAAACUAAUCGAUAUUGGAUGUUGUCGAUUUAUCGAAAAUAAUUCAAAAACCAAAUCAAGCGAUGUUGUCAACAUCGAAGUUCAAACACAAAACUAUCGAGCACCCGAAGUAUUUUUGGGAUUAGGAUUCUCGAAAAAAUCGGAUAUUUGGUCAUUUGGUUGUGUUUUGUCGGAAUUGUACACGGGAGAAUUGUUGUUUUUUGGAGGAGCGAAUAAUGAACAUUCGGAAGAGGUUCAGAUGGAUAUGAUGCAAUCCACGUUGAGAAGAGCUGUUCCGUAUUCAAUGUUGCAAAAAGCGUUUGAUUUGGGGUUAGUGGAUUUUUGCACUUUAAAAAAUCCACUGUUUCAAAAUAUUUUCAAAAUUCUGAAUUUACAACAAAAAUUGUUCUCGUUAUGUAUCUGGAAAAAAUGUCCAAAAUGAAAUUUACUAAGAAAUUCAGAAGUAAAAAAAGUUCACUGUUUCAAAAUAUUUUCAAACUAAACAUCUCUCAAAAUUUACUAAUAUUAUAGUUUUUCUUUGCAAAAUAAUCCACUAGAGUUUUUCAGCUCAAAAAUUGAAACUUUUAGCUGAAAUAAUUUCACUGUUUCAAAACUUUGGUUUUAUUUCGGAAAACAUGAUGGUUUUUUGCUCUGUGUUUCAAAAAAUAUUGUUUUAAAUAAAUCACUGUUUCAAAGUAUUGUUGUUAAUUUGAAAACUUUUUUGAAAAAAUGAUGAUUAAAUUGCGUCAUCAAAAAUAAAUUUCAUCAGCCAAUGAAUAUUUUUCCGAUUUCCAGAAGUCAAAAAGUGAUGGACACAAAGCACGGAAUUCGAUAUCGCAAGGAAAAUGUGGCACGAAUUGUUGAGAGUCCCACUAUUUUUGUGAGUUUUUUUUAUUUUCAAAAAAAAUUAUUGAUUUUUUGUAGUGCAACAUUCGUCCCUCUGAUUUCCAAGGCUGUCAAUUAUACGAUCUAAUUUUGGAUUGCCUCGAAAUGGAUCCAGAAGAUCGUCCGAAUUUUGCAGAAAUUCUCGAAUAUCAAUUUUUCAACCGAAAAACUGAUAGACUAAUAACUUUGGAAUAA
Molecule: messenger RNA, 2679 nt
Organism: Caenorhabditis angaria
Lineage: Eukaryota; Metazoa; Nematoda; Chromadorea; Rhabditida; Rhabditidae
Source: the annotation of a GenBank genome assembly